Messenger RNA from Leptinotarsa decemlineata (Colorado potato beetle), 1743 nucleotides. Its product is annotated as inactive pancreatic lipase-related protein 1. Gene Ontology annotation, molecular function: lipase activity; serine hydrolase activity. Gene Ontology annotation, biological process: lipid catabolic process. The record is from RefSeq and is a predicted model, not a curated record. NCBI's taxonomy places the organism in Eukaryota, Metazoa, Arthropoda, Insecta, Coleoptera, Chrysomelidae.
CACGCAUAAAUGUCGCAAAUUUGAAGGUAUACGGUUCAUAACUUCAUUUAUCGCUCCAAUAAAUUUCCUGAUUAGGAUUGACCCAAGUGGAAGAAGAACUAGUUCUUCGGCUUAUUCAAAGAAUUAUAACAGUACCGUGACGCUUUGGAAUGAAACAUUUGAAGAAUAAUGAUAAGUGCCAUACGAGACUAGAGUUCUAAAAGAAUAAAAAAGUGAGCGGAGUCAGUAAACGAUACCGUUUUUAAAUUUGAUACAGUGACUUUUGUUGGUUUCCUUUUGAUUUGGGUCGAUAUGUGUUGAAAUCUGAGUGCGAUGUGGAAAAAAUUGUUCAUUUUUGGAUUAACCUUGCAAUGUGUUUAUCUACAAAUAGUACCUGAUGAUAUUGACUACACCAACUUUCCUUUGCCACAGAGUCUGAACCUCUCAGAAAUGGAAAUGCAAGAAACUAGACAAGCUUUCACUUUUGGGAACUGCAAGAUGGUUUAUAAGCCAAUUUGUCCAGAUCCAGACGUAACUUUUUUUCUUUAUACAAAAAGAAAUCCUGAGAAUCCGGAAGCUUUGAGAAUCGGUUCCGAUUCAACAGUUUCUAAUUUGAAGGAGACUUCAUUCGAUGCGUCAAAACCCACAAAAAUCAUCAUCCAUGGCUACAAUUCGGACAUGAACCUGAAUGCAUUAGUUGAAAUAAGAAAAGAGUAUUUGAAAACAAGAGACUAUAAUAUCAUCACGGUAGACUGGAGCCCUUUGAAUCAAGCACCCUGCUAUUUGAGUGCUUUGAUAAAUAUUCGUCAUGUAGGAAGUUGUUCUGCUCAACUUGUGGUUAGAUUAUUAGAGCAUGGAGCCACUGAUAUUCACGUCAUUGGAUUCAGUCUUGGAGCCCAUGUUGCCAAUUAUCUUGCAGUUUCGCUUCGACCAUACAAAUUGCCAAGAAUAACAGGACUGGAUCCAGCUCUACCAGGAUUCCUCACGCCCAAUCUAGACCACAAGUUGGACAAGUCAGACGCCAGCUUCGUGGACGUUUAUCACACGAAUGCAUUUAUCCAAGGAGUUGUUGAGGAAAGCGGCCACGUUGACUUUUACCUCAACGGAGGUGCACUGCAGCCGGGAUGUUGGGCUGAAAAUAGGUUUUUCGCUUGUAACCAUCACAGAGCACCGCUGUACUUUGCAGAAUCCAUAAACACUGACAAAGGUUUCUGGGGAUGGCCCUGUCCAUCGUACUUCGACUACCUUCUAGGACGAUGUCCACCACACGAUCCCCAAAUAAUAAUGGGCGAUCUUGUUAAGAGGUCUUCCACAGGGGUGCAUUUGGUGAUAACAGAAUCUGUUUCUCCCUACGCCGUUGGAAAAUACGACGGACCUAGCAUUGAAAUAUACCUGAAGUCGAACUUGUAUAGGAAGGAUAUCUUGAAGAAAUACAGGAGGGAACUUCUGGAGUUCAUUGAUGAAGACGAUCUUGUUGAAAGUUUAGGAAAUGGUCAAGAGGAAAUGAAUGAUGAAGAUUAUUUUCCAUUAACCGAUUCACAAUUUGUUAACGUUGUUUGAAAUUGAACACAUACUUUAGCAACUAAAAGUUAUCUUAACUUGGAUACAUCUCUAAAUUUCAAGCAAUAUUUUUUCGGAAAAUUCUAGUAAAUUUUUAGAAAAUUGACCUGAUACUGAGAAUUUUUCUUGGAAUAGUUAGUAUUUGCUUUUUAUGAUUUUAUUACUUGAGUAUUUUUUAACAAAAUGUAGCAAAUUUUCAAAAUA